Molecule: messenger RNA, 2494 nt
Organism: Xiphophorus couchianus (Monterrey platyfish)
Lineage: Eukaryota; Metazoa; Chordata; Actinopteri; Cyprinodontiformes; Poeciliidae
Gene: peli3
Product: pellino E3 ubiquitin protein ligase family member 3
Exons: 7
Coding region: 838-2256 (472 amino acids)
Biological process (GO): protein K63-linked ubiquitination; regulation of Toll signaling pathway
Molecular function (GO): ubiquitin protein ligase activity; protein binding
Source: RefSeq, a predicted model, not a curated record
CCAACAGAACCUUCCAUCCAGACUGAUGUCUAUGAAGGACGAACAGAUGAGUCUUAAAUCUGUUCCUGGGAAUAUUUUAGUUAUGGUGAAGGAUGAUCCAGGACGUCCAAGAGCAAGAAACAAGAUAAUCUGAAGUGUUUGAAAGGGUAGUGAAAUAUAAUGUAGGUAAAUAUUGGUUAUGGGCCAUAACAGCAACAAAGAUGAUUGGAUAUUAAUAUCAGGGCAAAUUUUCACAUCAGUGCAUCUCUAGAAUAAACUCACCAGAUCUUAACCUGUCAGUCACAGUAAAACUGGUGCUGAAUGUAUGUUCCAGAGUUGUGUGUGUGUGUGUGUGUGUCAAGUUUUUGGCUAUGCCUGUUUCUAGUCUGUCGCGCCUUUUUCUGAGGUCGCAGCCAGGAGGGGAGGUGGGAUGAUGGGGGUUGUUAGAUGAUGGAACCGCGGACCUUCACCGAUGUUUGCGGACGGUUCUUUAAACGCCCCGCGUCUGGAUCCCGUAGAGUAGACGCUGCUCGCUCGGUGUUUUCCGCCAUUUAUCAUCCCGGAUGGAUGUCAGAGGAGGAGAGAGAGAGUGCAGGAAGGAGGGGGUUUGGCUGUCUGAUAACAUCCGGGAGCAGCGGACGUGUCUCCUGAUGGGAGGCGAUGACGCGCCUGACGCCCUGAUCCUCCUCUGCCUCUCAUCUCAUCCUUCCUCACUCUGGUUCGUAUUGAUCCAGGCUGUGCAGGAACAGACGGAGCCCGCCUUCUCUUCUACCCGCAGAAGGAAUCCCACAGAACCGAACCGGUACUGGACCUCCCCUGGCAGACAGCUGCAGCGAGCCCCAGUUGUGGCCUGUGGGCAUGGUUCUGAAGGGCAGCUCAGAGGCGCUGUGUCCCCCCCCAUCUCUGGAGCUGCGCCCGUCCUGCAACAAGAGCCAGCCCUCCCCUCCUCUGGGCUCCAGCUCACAGCCACACGACGGAGUCAUUUCUGAGGACAAGGAGCCCAUCAAGUACGGCGAGCUCAUCAUCCUGGGCCACAAUGGGUCACUGGCAAACGGUGACAAAGGUCGUAGAAGAAGUCGCCUUGCCCUUUAUAAGAGACCUAAAGCCAACGGAGUCAAACCGGAUGUUAUCCACAAUGUCUCAACACCACUGGUGUCAAAGGCUCUCAGCAACAAAAGCCAGCACAGCAUCUCCUACACACUGUCACGGAGCCACUCUGUCAUUGUGGAGUACACACAUGACAUCAACACAGAUAUGUUUCAAAUCGGCAGAUCUACAGAGAGCAUGAUUGACUUUGUGGUCACGGACACGGCAGGCAGCAGCAGCGGUCAUGGUGGAGGUGCAGCAGGGGAGGGUGGUGGCGGAGGUCAGUCGGCCCAAAGCACCAUCUCUCGCUACGCCUGUCGCAUCAUGUGUGAACGCAGUGCUCCCUACACGGCCCGCAUCUACGCUGCUGGCUUCGACUCCUCCAAAAACAUCUUCCUAGGGGAACGGGCUGCCAAAUGGAGGACCUCAGACGGCCUGAUGGACGGCCUCACCACCAACGGGGUUCUGGUGAUGCACCCGGCCGGAGAGUUUGUGUCUGAACCGGCUCCGGGUGUGUGGAGGGAAAUCUCAGUGUGUGGCAACGUGUUCGCCCUGAGGGAGACCCGCUCAGCCCAGCAGAGGGGGAAACUGGUUGAAAACGAGUCAAACACUCUCCAGGACGGUUCUCUCAUCGACCUGUGUGGGGCCACCCUGCUUUGGCGGACUCCUGCCGGACUGCGCCACAUUCCCACCCUCAAGCAGCUGGAGUCCCUUCGGCAAGAGCUGAACGCCGCUCGGCCCCAGUGCCCCGUUGGCUUCAAUACCCUGGCCUUCCCCAGCCUGGCCCAGCGCGAGAUUGUCGACAAGAAGCAGCCCUGGGUCUAUGUCAACUGUGGCCACGUACACGGAUACCACAACUGGGGCUAUCGCAAGGAGAAAGGGCCCACCAGCCCGGGGGGCACAGCACCAGCCGGCACUGGUGAGAGAGAGUGUCCAAUGUGCAGGAGGGUGGGCCCCUAUGUGCCUUUGUGGUUAGGCUGUGAGGGCGGAUUGUACUUGGAUGCCGGCCCCCCCACACAUGCCUUCUGCCCCUGUGGCCAUGUGUGCUCUGAAAAGACAGUAGUGGGAUGGAGCCAGAUCCCACUGCCCCACGGCACGCAUGCCUUCCACGCUGCCUGUCCUUUCUGUGGUACUUGGCUAACAGGGGAGCAGGGCCACGUCAAACUCAUCUUCCAGGGGCCCGUCGACUGAGGCUCACACACACACACACGCCCACGCACGCACACACACACACAGGAGCCUCUCCCAUGAUGAAGGACUUCAGUGAAUGACUGGUGACUAAGGACUGUGUUCUUGAGCAAAAAUGUGAAUGCGCUGAUGUACAGGAAGAUGACUCCUUCCGUGAUAAAACUAAAAGCAAUAGUAGAUGCCAAGGCUUUGAAUGGAAGAGCUGUCUGGAGAAAAUGUAAAUAAAUAGUGUUGAAUUGAA